AUGCUCGUCUCCUCCUCCUCCACCGUCCUCGCUGCCACCGCCCUCGCUGCUGGUGCCGUGGUUGCCGCCAGCCCCCUCGCUGCCCGCGGCAACUUCUCUCCCCAGCGCAUCAUCGGCUACUACGAGUCGUGGUACUACUACGACAACAACAACCUUCCCUGGCAGUUCACCGCCAAGGCCACCGCCUCGUACACCCACAUCAACUACGCCUUUGCCACUGUCGCCUACCACACUCCCACCGACCAGUACUAUGUCGAUUUCACCGACACCUGGGCUGACUACGAGGACUGUGUCGACAGCACCUGCCCCAGCCAGUGCAUUGCCAUUCCUCCCUCGAAGCAGUGCAACAAGUCCGGCAACAUUGCCAUGGUUCCCUACAUCGGCUACAACACCUCUUGCCCCGCUACUUCGUGCUGGAACCCCUCUGAAGCCCCUGGCUCUCCUCGCAGCCCCCCUUGUGAGGCUGUCUUGACUGCCACCAACACCCAGUACGACUCCACCUCUAAGAACGCCUACAUCUGCGGCAACUACGCCUAUGUCCUCAACAAGGUCAAGCCCACCAUGCCCAACACCAAGUUCCUGAUCUCCGUUGGUGGUUGGUACGACUCCAACCUGUUCUCGGCUGCCACCGAGGACAAGUACAUCGAUGCCUUUGUUACCAGCGUUGUCAAAUACGUCCAGUUCUUUGGCUUUGACGGUGUCGAUUUCGACUGGGAGUACCCCGGAUGGGAACACGGCGGUGAGGCUGUUACCAGCACUGCCCCUGCUGCUGCUGGCAACGGCGAUACCACCUACGACUGCUCCAAGACCACCUGUGUCUACCCCAACCGCAACAAUGACAAGACCAAGUUCAACAACCUGCUCACCAAGGUCCGCGCCGCCUUUACCGCUGCCGGCAAGACUCCCUCUGGCAGCGACUACCUGAUCACCAUCGCCGCCCCCGCUGGUACCGACAAGAUGGACAAGCUCGAUAUGGCCACCAUUUGCUCUGCCGUCGACACCGUCAACAUCAUGACCUAUGAUAUCCACGGUGAAUGGGAGACCCUCACCAACCACCAGGCCGCCAUGUUCGAUGACACCCCUCCCACCAACCCUCCCAACCCCAUCGCUCCCACCUCGGUCGAAAUUGCCGUCAACACCUGGCUGACUGGCUGCCCUGCCAGCAAGGUCGUCGUUGGUGUUCCUUUCUACGGCCACAAGUGGGUCCAAGUCCCUGCCGGCAGCAACUUUGGUCUCUUCCAGAACGGCACCGCCCCCACUGAUGCCGCCGGUGGCAGCAUCAACUACAACGUGAUCAUGGCCGACACCACCCUGACUACCCACUGGGAUCCUGUUGCUCAGGCCAGCUGGGCUUACAGUUCGACUGAGUCGACCUUUUACUCGUACGAUACUCCCGAGGCUCUCAACAACAAGGCUGCCUACGUCGCCAACAACAACCUUGGUGGCUUCAUGCCUUGCACCCAGCGCCACCCCUUCGUCGACCACCGGUGCCCCCACCACUACCACUACCACUACCACUACCACUACUCCUUCCAAGACCACUACUACCACCACUCCCACCACCACCACCACUACUACUACCACCACUACUACUUCUCCCGUCAAGACCACCACCACCACCACCAAGACUUCCAAGUCUUCCACUACCAAGUCGCCUUCCAAGUCCUCCACCACCACCACCACCACUCCUGCCAAGACCACCACUACUACUACUUCGGCCUCGCCCUCUCCCACCGGCUCUCUCCCCAGCCCCGGUAG
Molecule: messenger RNA, 1758 nt
Organism: Polychytrium aggregatum
Lineage: Eukaryota; Fungi; Chytridiomycota; Chytridiomycetes; Polychytriales
Product: glycosyl hydrolases family 18-domain-containing protein
Exons: 13
Coding region: 1-1758 (585 amino acids)
Biological process (GO): carbohydrate metabolic process; chitin catabolic process
Cellular component (GO): extracellular region
Molecular function (GO): chitin binding; chitinase activity
Source: RefSeq, a predicted model, not a curated record